AUUCCGUCUCUGUUUCGAUUCAGAUUGUUUUUCUCUUUCCCAGAACUUUGUGCUGGUUAUAUUUGCUGAGAUUUCAUGUGGUUGGUCCAUAGUAAUUGACAUGGCAAGCUAUUCAGGAAGUGGUGUUCCAUCAAACGGUUCUGUCUAUGUUUGUAACUUGCCUAAUGGAACUGAUGAAAAUAUGCUGGCUGAGUUUUUUGGCACCAUAGGGCUGCUAAAGAGAGACAAAAGAACUGGUCGACCAAAGAUGUGGUUUUAUCGAGACAAAGUGACAAAUGAACCAAAAGGAGAUGCAACAGUUACAUAUGAGGAUCCACAUGCAGCAUUGGCUGCUGUGGAGUGGUUCAAUAACAAGGAGUUCCAUGGUAGUACAAUUGGAGUUUUUAUAGCAGAGUCAAAGACCAAAGAUGAUCACACAUAUGACUCAGGGAAUCAUGGGGGACAUACAAGUGGUGAUUAUGGUGGACAGGAGGAAGGUGCUAGGGAUUUGAAUGGGAGUGGGGGAAGAGGUAGAGGUCGGGGUGAUGCUUCAGGGAACGCAUGGCAACAAGAGGGAGACUGGUUGUGUCCAAAUACAAGUUGUUCGAAUGUAAAUUUUGCGUACCGUGGUGUAUGUAACCGUUGUGGAAGUGCUCGACCUAUUGGUGCCUCGGGCACCGGUGCUGGUGGUCGAGGUAGAGGCCGUGGUGGAAAUGAAUCUGGGGGUCGUGGUCGCCCUGCUACUGGUCCUACAGGACUUUUUGGUCCGAAUGAUUGGUCUUGCCCAAUGUGUGGCAAUAUCAACUGGGCAAAACGCAACAAGUGCAAUAUUUGUAAUACGAAUAAGCCUGGUCACAAUGAGGGCGGGGUGAGAGGAGGACGGGCUGGAGGUUACAAAGAACUUGAUGAAGAAGUAAUAGAGGAAACUAAACGACGGAGGCGGGAAGCUGAAGAUGAUGGGGAGUUGUAUGAUGAAUUUGGCAAUCUCAAGAAGAAAUUCCGUGCCAAGGCGCAGCAAGCUGAAGUACGACAGGCGCUUCCAGGUACUGGACGUGCAGGAUGGGAGUUCGAAGAACUAGGCAUGGCUGAGAAAGAUGGUAAAGAUAAAAGUAAAGACACAGGCAGAGACCAUGAUGACAGGGAGAGCAGCAAGAGUCGGGACUGGGAUAGUUACACCCAUGAAAGGGAUAGGUAUCGGAGUCGGAGCAGAGAGAGGGAGGGGGACCGCGACAAAGAGAGGGGUAAAGACCGGAAUAGAGAUAGAGAUUAUGAUCAUAGACGAGGCAGAGAAUAUGGACGAGAUCGGGACUGGGACCGGGAUCACUACCGAGACUGGUAGUUUAGCAGAAGUUUGUCUUCCAUCUUGCCCUUUUGAUCCUAUUAUCCUGGUAAGAUUACUUCCUGUCAGGAGUAUAGCACGAAAGUGAACUCCUAUUAGAUGGGAUCUCUUUGAGUUGUCUGCUUUUGAUGGAUCCAUAAACUAGGAGGAACUCAUGAGGUUCCUAUCAUCCUUUUAAUUUCUCUUGUUGCUUGAUUUGAAUAGUUGAGGUACAACUUGAAACUGAUUACUGUUAUCCCAAUUCACUUGCAU
Molecule: messenger RNA, 1570 nt
Organism: Telopea speciosissima
Lineage: Eukaryota; Viridiplantae; Streptophyta; Magnoliopsida; Proteales; Proteaceae
Product: transcription initiation factor TFIID subunit 15-like
Exons: 8
Coding region: 101-1318 (405 amino acids)
Molecular function (GO): RNA binding
Source: RefSeq, a predicted model, not a curated record